Capra hircus (goat) is the source of this 1590-nucleotide messenger RNA. Its product is annotated as developmental pluripotency-associated protein 3. The record is from RefSeq and is a predicted model, not a curated record. Gene Ontology annotation, cellular component: nucleus. Gene Ontology annotation, biological process: epigenetic programing of female pronucleus. Bases 447 to 938 code for a protein of 163 amino acids. Lineage: Eukaryota; Metazoa; Chordata; Mammalia; Artiodactyla; Bovidae. The transcript has 4 exons.
CUCCUUGAACUCCAGCACUUUAAGCCCAGUUCACAAACCAGCAGCCAUCUCUACAAGCAGAGUUUGAAAGAAAUUGAUUUUUCAGGCAACCUCAGGAAGACACAACCACAGAGGUGCCUUAUAAAAUUUCUACCCUACUUGACAAAGGGCAUUACUACUCUCUCCUAUUAGUCCCCUAAUAGGACUACGCCCACUCACCUAAUCCUUUUACUCAUUAGUCAUUUACAUUAAUAUAGGCUGGCUGAUUGGCUUAUCUGUCGUUUUUAAGAGGAAACGGGAAGUAGACUUUUACUCUCUCACCACCGCGUGUCAGCCUGGGUUUUUUCCCUCUCUUUCUUAGCUCUGUAGUUCUUCCAGGCUUCUCUGGAGCAGUUUGAGCCUACAGCAUCGCCUUCCACUGGUACCCAAAGAUCUAGGAGGCGCUUCGAGCUGUGACUAGACUUCCGAUGGAUUCAUCAGAAGAUAACCCAACCUGGACCCUAGACUCUCUGAAAACAUCCAUCAGUGACGCUUCCCAGGCAAUGCAGGUUUCCACUCAACUCUCUGAAAUGUUAGCAACAAACCUCAGUAACUUGACUCUCAACCCAAGUAUCAAGUUGCCGUAUCUACCAGAAUACCCAUCUCAACCGACUGGGCAGUUACCUAGUGAGAAAACACCCAAUAGGCGGAGAGGAGUAAGAACGCUGUUGAGUGAGCGGAGAUACAGGAUGCAAAAGCUGAUUGAAUCUCUCAGACUUCGCUAUGCCAAAGGAGUUCCUCGUUCUGACUCUCAAAGAGAACUACAGCAGCAGGAGGACACUGAGAUUCGAUCAAGAGUGCGAAGAUUCCAGUGUACCUGCAGUUAUUGCCAGUUUAAGAGAAAUCCUUCUGAUGACACUUAUGAGAAUUAUUACAACACAACAUACAGUAAUUAUGCCAUGGAAUCGAAUGAGUCAUAAACCUUUUUCUUGCACUGUUUUCUUGCUGGUAAUUUUUAGGAUCAUUAUGAAGCAGCUUGGGAAAGAUUGUACCAAUAUUUUGAUAAUGUAUGUUGUAAAUUUGUCUUUUUUACUUGCAUCUCUUUUCUACCUUAAUACAGUUAACUUAUGAGGAAUCUAUAUGUAGCUUGGAUUUGAAAUGAUUUGAAUACACUACACUAGUUCCACUUGGAUCUGACACCAUGAAGUACUAGUUAAGUCUCAGGUAUUGCCUGUUUCUUAAACCUGAAGGUGAAACUCAAUAUCAAGAAUUUGAAACAAAUUAACUUGGGAAGGAAUGUGAAGAUAACAUUGGCUGGCUUGGCCAGACCAUUAUUAGUGUGUUAAACAGUAAUAAAAAUUUUUGAUGUGCUGUUUCAGUUUUUAGUAGCAAAUAGAUGUGUUUAUAGAAGGUCAUAAUAAAACUUGAGACUUAUUUGAGUAACUUUAAGAUAAAUCCUUGUUCUCAUCUUUGACUUGUCUUUGCUAGCUAUGUAUUAAAUGAAUACUACUUACCCCCAUCACAUUCCCAGGAUGUAAAUAUAUCUGGUGUUCUAAUUCUUUCUUUUUCUUUAUUGGGCAUUCUAAUAUUUUGUGAUACUGUCCUGUUGGGAAGAAAGUUUACACAUUUGAG